Messenger RNA from Triticum turgidum subsp. durum (durum wheat), 492 nucleotides. NCBI's taxonomy places the organism in Eukaryota, Viridiplantae, Streptophyta, Magnoliopsida, Poales, Poaceae. The record is from the annotation of a GenBank genome assembly.
AUGGCGAGCCUGAUGGACAAGGCCAAGGGGUUCGUCGCCGACAAGAUCGCGCACAUGCCCAAGCCGGAGGCGUCGCUGGACAAGGUGACCUUCAAGGGCAUGACCCGCGAGGCCAUCACCGUGCACAGCCACGUCAACGUCACCAACCCCUACUCCCACCGCAUCCCCAUCUGCGACAUCUCCUUCAACCUCAAGUGCGGCGGCAAGGAGGUGGCGAGCGGCACGAUCCCGGACCCGGGCUGGAUCGAGGACAGCGGCGAGGUCACCAAGCUGGAGGUGCCGGCCAAGGUGCCCUACGACUUCCUCAUCUCGCUCAUGAAGGACCUGGGGAGGGACUGGGACAUCGACUACGAGCUCCUCGUCAAGCUCACCAUCGACCUCCCCAUCAUCGGCAACUUCACCAUCCCGCUCGACACCGCCGGCGAGUUCAAGCUGCCCACCCUCAGCGACUUCUUCGGCGGCUCCGCCAAGACCGAGGAGGCCACCGCCUAG